CCCGCAUCGUCCCCGCUCCCCGAGGCCCCGGAGACGAAGCAGAAGCCCGGCGGCGCGCCGUGCAGGCUGCGGCGGGCGGCCAGCGCGCCCCUCACCGCGGAGGGACUACUUUGCCACUCGGCGGCGGGGACUACUUCCUCCCCCGCGGAGGGGUCGGGCGCGGGCGGCGCGCACGGCAUGGCGGCGGCGGCGCGCGCCUGAGGAGAGGGACGCCGGCCCCGGCAGGCCUCGGCGCGGCCUACACGCUUCGCUCGCCCGCUCUCGCCUCGCUGCCCGCGCCUGGCCAUGGCGGAGCCGUCUCCCGCCCGCCGCCCGGUGCCCCUCAUCGAGUCGGAGCUGUACUUCCUCAUCGCGCGGUACCUGUCUGCGGGCCCGUGUCGGAGAGCGGCCCAGGUGCUGGUGCAGGAGCUGGAGCAGUACCAGCUGUUGCCGAAGAGGCUGGACUGGGAGGGCAACGAGCACAGCAGGAGCUACGAGGAAUUGGUCUUAUCCAAUAAACAUGUGGCUCCUGACCAUCUGUUGCAAAUCUGCCAGCGCAUCGGUCCUAUGUUGGAUAAAGAAGUCCCACCCAGUAUUUCAAGAGUCACUUCUUUACUUGGUGCAGGAAGGCAGUCUUUGCUACGUACAGCAAAAGACUGCAGGCACACAGUUUGGAAGGGCUCUGCCUUUGCUGCUCUUCACAGAGGAAGACCCCCGGAAAUGCCGGUCAACUAUGGUUCCCCGCCAAGUCUCGUGGAGAUACAUCGAGGAAAACAACUCACAGGGUGUUCCACUUUUAGCACAGCCUUUCCAGGAACUAUGUAUCAGCAUGUAAAAAUGCACAGGAGGAUUCUUGGCCAUCUGUCUGCUGUUUACUGUGUAGCAUUUGAUAGGACAGGACAUAGAAUCUUCACAGGCUCAGAUGAUUGUUUAGUAAAGAUUUGGUCCACGCAUAAUGGUCGUCUGCUGUCCACGUUACGAGGACAUUCUGCGGAGAUCUCAGAUAUGGCGGUGAACUAUGAAAACACGCUGAUUGCUGCAGGAAGCUGCGAUAAAAUCGUUCGAGUGUGGUGCCUGAGGACUUGUGCGCCGGUUGCUGUGCUUCAGGGGCACACAGGAUCAAUUACGUCUCUGCAGUUUAGUCCAAUGGCCAAAGGCUCUCAAAGGUACAUGGUUUCCACUGGUGCAGAUGGGACAGUUUGCUUUUGGCAGUGGGAUUUAGAGUCCCUGAAAUUCAGUCCACGACCGCUGAAGUUCACUGAGAAGCCCAGGCCGGGCGUUCAGAUGCUUUGUUCUUCUUUUAGUGUUGGUGGUAUGUUCUUAGCAACGGGCAGUACUGAUCAUGUGAUCAGAAUGUACUUUUUGGGUUUUGAAGCACCAGAAAAAAUCGCAGAACUUGAAAGUCACACUGAUAAAGUAGAUAGUAUCCAAUUUUCUAACAGUGGUGAUCGGUUUCUAAGUGGUAGCAGAGAUGGAACAGCACGGAUUUGGAGAUUUGAGCAGCUGGAAUGGAGAAGCAUUUUAUUGGACAUGGCAACCAGAAUCUCGGGGGACUUGUCCUCAGAAGAAGAAAGGUUUAUGAAACCUAAAGUAACAAUGAUAGCUUGGAAUCAGAAUGAUAGCAUUGUUGUCACUGCUGUGAAUGAUCAUGUCCUCAAAGUGUGGAAUUCCUAUACGGGACAGCUUCUCCAUAACUUACUGGGUCAUGCUGAUGAAGUGUUUGUUUUGGAGACACAUCCUUUUGAUCCCAGAAUUAUGUUAUCUGCAGGACAUGAUGGCAGCAUAUUUAUAUGGGAUCUUACGAAAGGCACCAAGAUGAAACAUUAUUUUAAUAUGAUUGAAGGGCAAGGACACGGAGCAGUGUUUGACUGUAAAUUCUCCCAGGAUGGACAGCAUUUUGCUUGUACAGAUUCUCAUGGACACCUUUUAAUAUUUGGUUUUGGAUGCAGCAAACCAUAUGAAAAGAUUCCUGAUCAAAUGUUCUUCCACACUGACUAUCGACCUCUCAUUAGAGAUUCUAAUAAUUAUGUCUUAGAUGAGCAAACUCAGCAGGCCCCUCAUCUUAUGCCUCCGCCAUUCUUAGUGGACGUGGAUGGAAAUCCUCAUCCAACUAAGUACCAGAGAUUGGUACCAGGCCGAGAAAACUCUGCAGAUGAACAGCUGGUUCCUCAGCUCGGAUACGUGGCAACAAGUGAUGGAGAGGUAAUUGAGCAAAUUAUAAGCCUCCAAAGCAAUGAUAAUGGUGAGCGAAGCCCGGAGUCCAGUCUUCUUGAUGGAAUGAUAAGACAGUUGCAGCAACAGCAGGACGAGAGACUGGCUGUGGAUCAGGACGCCAGCACAGGUGGACUUCCAAGUGGGGAGGAAACCCCACGGAGAGGCUUUAGAAGAGUAAGUUUAGAUAUCCAGUCCCCCCCGAAUAUUGGUCUGCGACGUAGUGGACAAGUUGAAGGCGUUCGGCAGAUGCAUCAGAAUGCUCCCAGGAGUCAGAUGGCUACGGAGCGCGACCUGCAAGCCUGGAAGCGAAGAGUGGUUGUACCAGAGGUACCACUAGGCAUAUUUAGGAAGUUGGAAGAUUUUCGGAUAGAGAAAGGAGAGGAGGAAAGGAAUCUGUACAUACUAGGAAGAAAAAGGAAGAGUGUCCAGCUCUCACAGAAGACAGACUCAGUGGUUCCAGUGUCACGGUCAAGACAGAGGACGUGUAGACGUAAAUAUCCAAAUUAUGGACAAAGAAAUCUGCAUGAGUCAUCUUCUGAAAAUGAGUCUUCAGGGUCCGUAAGACAUGAGACUUCCUGUGAUGCGAGUGAAGGUACUUGUUCUUCAGAAGAGGAUGAGUGGAAAAAUGACAGAAAAAGUGACAGCUACAGUGAGAGUUCAAGCGACUCUUCGUCUAGAUACUCUGAUUGGACGGCUGACGCAGGCAUCAACUUGCAGCCUCCUUUGCGAAUGUCCUGCCGUCGACGAGUCACCAGGUUUUGUAGUAGUUCAGAAGAUGAAAUGUCUACUGAGAAUUUAUCACCUCCAAAAAGAAGACGAAAAAGAAAGAAAGAUAGUAAGCCUAAAAAAGAGAAUUUGCGUAGAAUAACUCCAGCAGAACUAGCAAAUAUGGAACAUUUAUGUGAAUUUCAUCCUCCAGUGUGGAUAACUGACACAGCACUUCGAAAGUCUCCUUUUGUUCCUCAGAUGGGGGAUGAGGUGAUCUAUUUUCGACAGGGUCAUGAAGCUUACAUUGAAGCUGUGAGAAGAAGCAAUAUUUAUGAACUAAACCCUAGCAAGGAGCCAUGGAGAAAAAUGGAUCUCCGGGAUCAAGAAUUGGUCAAAAUAGUUGGAAUACGAUAUGAGGUUGGACCACCUACACUUUGUUGCCUCAAACUAGCGUUUAUAGACCCAGCAACUGGGAAACUCAUGGAUAGAGCUUUCUCUAUUAGAUACCACGAUAUGCCAGAUGUGAUUGAUUUCCUGGUAUUGCGUCAGUUUUAUGAUGAAGCAAGACAGAGGAAUUGGCAGUCAUGUGACAGAUUCCGCUCUAUCAUUGACGAUGCUUGGUGGUUUGGGACAGUGUUACGUCAAGAGCCAUACCAGCCACAGUAUCCUGAUAGUCAUUUCCAAUGCUACGUUGUCAGGUGGGACAAUACUGAAAUUGAAAAACUUAGCCCGUGGGAUAUGGAGCCAAUUCCUGAUAAUGUUGAUCCACCCGAAGAGUUAGGAGCCAGUAUUUCUGUCACCUCAGAGGAGCUGGAGAAAUUGCUUUAUAAACCACAGGAUGGUGAAUGGGGACAGAAAUCAAGGGAUGAAGAAUGCGACCGAAUUAUCAGUGGUAUAGAUCAACUUUUGAAUCUUGAUAUAGCAGCAGCAUUUGCAGGUCCUGUGGAUCUGUGCACAUACCCAAAAUACUGCACCGUGGUAGCUUAUCCCACUGAUUUGUACACAAUCCGCAUGAGGCUGGCCAAUCGGUUUUACAGGAGACUAUCGGCAUUAAUUUGGGAAGUCAGAUACAUAGAACAUAAUGCCAGAACCUUUAAUGAACCUGAAAGUGUAAUUGCAAGGUCGGCCAAAAAGAUUACUGAUCAACUUUUAAAAUUUAUCACGAAUCAAGAUUGUACAAAUAUUGCAGAACUUUCUAACGUGUCUGAAAGUGAUGACCAAAAUGCUGAGGAUUUGGAUGACAAUGAUCUUCCUAAAACAUCUUCUGGAAGGAGGGGAGCCCACUACUGGAGAAAAAGGAGGAGCAAAGCUGCAGGCCGUGCUGAGAGCAGUUGGAAGAGACAGUGUAAGGAACUAGUGAACUUGAUUUUUCAGUGUGAAGACUCUGAACCGUUUAGACAGCCUGUGGAUUUGGUUGAAUAUCCAGACUACCGAGAUAUUAUAGAUACUCCAAUGGAUUUUGGAACAGUAAGGGAAACACUAGAAGCUGGAAAUUAUGACAGCCCUAUGGAAUUUUGCAAAGACAUCCGAUUGAUAUUUAGCAAUGCAAAAGCAUAUACACCAAACAAAAGAUCAAAGAUUUACAGUAUGACCUUGAGAUUGUCUGCCUUAUUUGAAGAAAAAAUGAAGAAAAUCUCUUCUGACUUUAAAAUUGGUCAAAAAAUUAGUGAAAAACUUAGAAGAAGCAAGAGAUUCCAGCGACAGCAAAAGCGGAAUAGUGCUAGUCAGGCUAACAACAUUGUCAGAAAUACCAAGCAAAAGCGUGUGAAAUCUCAGACAAAAAUAAUUCCUGAGUUGGUAGGUUCUUCUGCGCAGUCUACCUCAAGUAGGGCGGCUUACUCUGCAACCCCCAAGACAAGCGCUGGUGUUUCUUCAGGGGUUACUUCGGAUGACUCUUCAGGUUCAGCAAGAUCAUCAGAAAGGCCGAGAAGAAAUAGACCUCUAACUCUGAGAAUUGGGUCUUCGUUUUCUGAAAGUGAAGACGAGGAUUCCUUAGCUGUCUCUUCGUCGUCUUCAGCCUCAAGUAGUUCAGAGGAAAGCAGAGCAGAAAGUCCAAGGGCUUGUGCGUCCUUCCGUAGAGGGCUGUCGAGAAUGACCAGAACUAGGGCUGCUCAGAAAAGAGCCGGUCUUGCUUCUGUAGAAAAUGGAUAUUGUCGUAAAGCCACUCGGAAGAGGGUCUAUCUAACUGAUUCUGAUAACAAUUCAUUGGAUAACGGUGAAGUUCUAAACACCAGAGCUGGAAAUAACCGAAAAAUACUGCGGAAGUGCGCUGCUGUGGCUGCCAGUAAGAUCAAGCUCAUGAGCGAUGUGGAAGAGAAUUCUAGCUCGGAAAGUGUCUGUUCUGGGAGGAAGCUGCCACAUCGCAAUGCUUCAGCUGCAGCUAGGAAAAAGUUAUUGCAGAAUUCUGAAGAUGAUCGAAGCGGGAAAUCUGAACUUGAAGAAGAGGAACUACAAGUGGGGCGUCAGCCCUCACCCGUGUUCACAUCUCAUGCUGUCCACAGUGCUGCCAGCAAGUCUGAAAGUGGAGAUUCGGAGUCAGAGAGUGAUCUGCGGGUAGCCCGGAAAAACUGGCAUGCCAAUGGUUACAAGUCUGAUAGUGCACCAACUUGGAAAGCAAAAUUCCUCAAGAUAGAGUCUUCCGAGGACUCAGACGAUGGCAGCAGGACUGCUGGCCCUUCGACUUCAGGGGAGAGACUGCAGGCAGAAAGCGCUUCAGAGGGCGCAGACUCAGAGCCAGGACAGCGUAGUGGUAGGAAAUCUAACUCCAUUCACAGGAGUGUGAAUUUCUCUAAAACAGCAAAGAUCUUGAGUGAUUCGGAAGAGUCUGCACUUGAAGGUCAAGGCAGGGAAGGCAGUCUGUGUCAGCAGGCGGAAGCACUGAGUGAUUCGGAAGGGUCUGAAGGUCAAGGUGGAGAAGGCAGUGAAUGGCAGAAAGGAGAAGCGAGUGCCGUGCCCCGAGGUCUGCGGGGGGACUCUGCUGCUGGGUCCCUGUGCUUCUCAGAUCGGGUGUCUGAGUCUGACUCAGAUUCAGCUGAUGAUAAAACAAAGGAAAGACUCAACAGUUUGAUGAAAGAUUCUACAUGCCAAGACAAUGGACAAAACAGAAAAAUUUCCAGGAAAAGGAUCUGUUCCAGUGACUCCGAGAAUAGUCCAAAGGUGGUUAAGAAGCCAUUACAAGCCAGAACGGGUCUUGUGAGGAUUACUCGAAGAAGUGCCUCUAUGGCUGCCGACAAGAUGAAGCUGCUGAGCAGCAGAGAACAUGUCGGUUCAGAAAAUACACACACUAGAAGCAGAAACGGGAGGAAGAAGCCCCUCCACUUCGCUUGUACCUCCGGUAACAAGGUGCUGAGUGAUUGUGAAGGAGAUGUCAGUUGUGAGGGUGAGCCCUUGGAGCCUGACCCUGAAGCUACUGCCAAAGGCGCUGGGCGGUCUUUAAAUGGCGACUCAGACUCUGAAGGUGGUGUGGGUUCAGCACGCACAAACAGGCACACCAGAAGUCACAGCCCAAGUGCGCCUUCUGCGACCAAGCGUUCCUCUGUCCGGUCUUCAGAAGAUUCACAGAGCCGUGCUCCCAGAGGUGUGACGGGUAGAAAGUUUUCUUCUGCUUCCACUUUGGCACAGAAGACUACUGCAGAGAAUAACUUGGAGGAGGAGCUGAACUACGGGCUGCGCAGGUGGAACAGAAGAAGACUCCGGACCUACGGGAAGGCUCCCUUCAGUAAGACCGAAGUGAUCGGGGAUUCGCAGGCGGUUACAGACAUAGAAGUAAAAAGGAAGAGACUGCAUCCUGAAUUAGAAAAUGUGAAAAUGCAUGAAACAACAGAGAGUUCCAAGUUUGGCCCCGACACGAGUCCCAGAUCCUCUGAUUUGGGGUCUGUCACUGAAUCAGAUGAGGAUUGUACUGAAAAAACAAAAGCCAAAAGGAGGAAAGCUAAAGGAAAAGCAAAAGUAGUUAGAAAAGGUAAAACGUUUACAACUAGCCCGUGUAGAGCUGUGAGACGGCCAAGACAGAGCAAACGUCCUCGACUAGCCGUGGAUGAUAACGACUGGGAGGACUUGGACUGUGCAGAAUCUAAGAGAGUUCUCCGACGUUCAAAAAUAAAGACGAGAAAUCAGGGUAGAAGGACCGUGAGGUACCAUGAUGGGGAUGAUGACAGAAGCUUAGAGAAUGGGCUAGAGUUCAGUGAUUGCACCUUAUGACCUAGAGGGAAAGCCAGUCCAAAGAGGAAAAUGGACGGCAAUUUAUGAUGAAAGCUGGCUGUUGAAAUUAUUUUUUUGUCUUACAAUUCAGGGAAUAUAUUUAUAUUUUUCUAUGAAAAGUUAUGAAUGUGACUAAAUCAUGACUGUUAUUUUUAUUUGCACUUGCUGGUCUUUGUAGCAGCAUUCAGCACAGGUGCCAAAAUAUGCUUCAUUCUGGGGGCAGAUCCACUUUGACAGUGUUUGACUACAUAAAGCAAGCGUUCCGUUGUUAAACACUAGGCAUGCUGGUGAUCAGACGCCAAUGAGCAUUACUUUUGUGGUAGCAAGUGUCAAGCAGCAUUUUAUGAAUUUGCCCAGAAGUGGUAGUUU
Molecule: messenger RNA, 7470 nt
Organism: Ochotona princeps (American pika)
Lineage: Eukaryota; Metazoa; Chordata; Mammalia; Lagomorpha; Ochotonidae
Gene: BRWD1
Product: bromodomain and WD repeat domain containing 1
Exons: 41
Coding region: 286-7101 (2271 amino acids)
Biological process (GO): regulation of cell shape; regulation of transcription by RNA polymerase II; cytoskeleton organization
Cellular component (GO): nucleus
Molecular function (GO): protein binding
Source: RefSeq, a predicted model, not a curated record